GAAUGAAUGAAUGAACUUUGAGCUUUAGUAGUGUAUCUCUCUUUCUGCUUCUCCACUCUUGUUUGUGCACACAUACAAUAAUAAUGGCAACGACGACUGCAGCAGCCGCGACUGAAAUGAUUGGCGUUGGCCAGUUGAUUGACUUCAAGUGGAAGCUCGGCGUCACUGCGCAGUCCAGCGAGGCCACUGCUACACACUCGGCCUACGUUGCCGUCCAUCUCGUCGUCCAAGACCCCAGCGGCAAGCAGGCCACACACGCCCUCGAGCUCUCGUUGCCCGAAUUCCAUUCCUUUUCCAAGCAAAUCAAGGAUGCAUCAACUCUGCUAGCGACUCAAUAAAAGAGCGAGCAACAGAGUCAUGCUGUUGUUGUGGUGUAUGUAGUGUGAAUGCGGUUGUAAAUCUGUGUGUGUGACGAAAAACACAAAAAAAAAAUGUAUUGUGUUUUUUGCAAACCCAAA
Capsaspora owczarzaki ATCC 30864 is the source of this 458-nucleotide messenger RNA. RefSeq lists its product as hypothetical. The transcript is spliced from 3 exons. NCBI's taxonomy places the organism in Eukaryota, Filasterea, Ministeriida, Capsasporidae. The coding region runs from base 84 to 338 and encodes 84 amino acids. The record is from RefSeq and is a predicted model, not a curated record.